CCGGUCCAAGCCGCCAUGGACCCUCCUGCGCUCCUCCCCCUGCUGCUCCUCCUCCUAGCCGCGGGCUCCAGCACCGCCGCGGCCGCGGGGGACGGCUGCACCGUCAACACGGGCUGCGACCUCGCGCUGGGCUCCUACCUCGUGGGCACGGACCAGAACGCCACCUACAUCGGCCAGCUCUUCGGCCUCGGCGACAACUACCGCCUGCUCCAGCCCUACAACCCCGGGCAGCCCAACCUGGACUUCAUCCGCGUCGGGGACCGCGUCAACGUCUACUUCCCCUGCCGCUGCCUCGCGCGGCCCGCCGACGCCACCGCCACCUACCUCGCCGGCUCCUUCCCGCACCAGGUCGUCACGGGGGAGACCUACACCAGCAUCGCCGCGCAGUACAACAACCUCACCACCGUCGACUGGCUCGCCGCCACCAACUCCUACCCGCCCAACCAGAUCCCCGCCAGCGGCACCGUCAACGUCACCGUCAACUGCUCCUGCGGCGACCCGGACGUGUCCCACGCCUACGGCCUCUUCCUCUCGUACCCGCUCAGGGGCGGCGAGACGCUCGCCUCCGUCGCGGCUAGCCAUGGCUUCUCGUCGCCGGGGCAGCUGGAUAUGAUCAGGAGGUAUAACCCGGGGAUGGACGGGGUCACCGGGAGCGGCAUCGUCUACAUCCCUGUCCAAGAUCCCAAUGGAAGUUACCUUCCUCUGCAAUCAUCAGGAAAAGGAGCUUCGGCAGGAGCAAUAGCAGGAGGUGUUGUGGGUGGUGUAGCUGCACUAGUCCUGGCUAUCUUGGUAUUCUUGUUUUAUAGGCGAAGAAAGGCGAAACAGGGUGCGCUGCUUCCAUCUUCUGAAGAGUCUAGUCGGCUAGCCAGUACAAUCUCCAUGCAAAAAGUGACACCAUCGGCCACGCAAGCUGAUGGAGCUUCACCAUCUGCUGGCAUUACAGUUGACAGAUCAGUGGAGUUCUCAUAUGAAGAACUUUUUAAUGCUACAGAAGGAUUUAAUUUGAUUCACAAAAUCGGACAAGGUGGUUUUGGUGCUGUCUAUUAUGCUGAGCUUAGAGGCGAGAAAGCUGCCAUAAAGAAAAUGGACAUGCAGGCUACUCAAGAGUUUCUUGCUGAGUUAAAGGUUUUGACACAUGUUCAUCAUCUGAAUCUGGUGCGCUUGAUUGGUUAUUGCACAGAGGGUUCUCUGUUUCUUGUCUAUGAGUUUAUCGAGAAUGGCAACUUAAGCCAGCAUUUGCGUGGAACUGGUUAUGAGCCUCUUUCUUGGACUGAAAGAGUUCAGAUUGCACUAGAUUCAGCUAGAGGUCUUGAGUACAUUCAUGAGCAUACUGUUCCAGUCUACAUACAUCGGGAUAUCAAAUCCGCAAACAUCUUGAUAGACAAGAACACACGUGCAAAGGUUGCAGAUUUUGGUCUCACAAAACUUACUGAAGUUGGUGGUACAUCAUUGCAAACACGUGUUGUUGGUACAUUCGGUUACAUGCCUCCAGAAUAUGCUCGAUACGGUGAUGUUUCUCCCAAGGUUGAUGUCUAUGCCUUUGGUGUUGUCCUGUACGAACUUAUUUCUGCGAAAGAUGCCAUUGUCAGAUCAGCUGAAUCUGCUACUGAUUCAAAGGGAUUAGUUUAUCUGUUUGAGGAGGCUCUCAACUCACCGGAUCCAAAGGAAGGCCUCCGGAAGUUGGUCGAUCCAAAGCUGGGAGACGAUUACUCCAUCGACAACAUUCUCAAGAUGACACACCUCGCGAACGCGUGCACACAGGAGGACCCCAAGCUGAGGCCCACGAUGAGAUCCGUGGUCGUCGCGCUGAUGACGCUGUCUUCCACCAGCGAGUUCUGGGACAUGAACGCCCUCUACGAAAACCCGGGCUUGGUCAACCUCAUGUCCGGGAGAUGACCUCCUUUAGCCAGAUGCCUCUCCCCUGGCAUUGUACAUCGGGGCGCAUUUCAGUUCUACCACGUACAGUCUAAUGCUGGACGAUAAGGCUGUCGCAAUUAUUUCUGCCAUCUACAUGUACCAUCGGUAUAGAUUCAUUUACUCUCUCGGAGACCUUAGAACUAGUGUCCGUGUGAGUUAUACGUCUGUUGUACGUAAGUGUAAUAUAUGUAUGAGUUUAUUUUUCAA
Messenger RNA from Lolium rigidum, 2124 nucleotides. Its product is annotated as chitin elicitor receptor kinase 1. Gene Ontology annotation, biological process: protein phosphorylation; innate immune response. The transcript has 11 exons. Lineage: Eukaryota; Viridiplantae; Streptophyta; Magnoliopsida; Poales; Poaceae. Bases 16 to 1896 code for a protein of 626 amino acids. Gene Ontology annotation, molecular function: transmembrane receptor protein kinase activity; ATP binding. The record is from RefSeq and is a predicted model, not a curated record.